UGCAGUAUACAGUCAGAGGGGCUACGCAACGGUCUCACACCCUCAAAAACGGACCAAAACAGACGCUUUACAUUAGAUUUUAGGGACUCGGUUGUUAUUUCUAACAACAUUUAUUGCAGCAAGCUUCCCAACAUCGAGGAGACUGAAACACCAGGAAAAAUAAACCAGACUAAACCGAAACUAGUAACACUAGUUUCGCAGUCAGACACCAACUACUAACGACUCAAGAUCAGUCCAAUGGCAACGUCAUGUGUGACCAAGGUGGAGCUGACAGUCUCCUGUGAAAACCUGCUGGACAUGGAUGUGGGGUCCAAAUCUGACCCGCUGUGUGUCCUGCUCAUGAACACAUCAGGAAACCAGUGGUUUGAGGUCGAUCGCACUGAGAGGGUUAAGAACUGCUUAAGCCCAAAAUUUGCCAAGAAGUUUGUUGUCGAUUACUACUUUGAGGUUGUUCAGAAACUCAGAUUCGGCCUUUACGAUAUUGACAAUAAAACCGUCGAUUUGAGCGAUGACGACUUCCUGGGCGAGUUCGAGUGCUCGUUGGGUCAGAUUGUUUCCAGUAGUAAACUGACGAGACCUUUGGUGCUGAAGAACAAGAAACCUGCAGGAAAGGGAACGAUUACGAUCAGUGCAGAGGAAAUCAAGGACAACAGAGUUGUGAAUUUUGAGAUGGAGGCCAGAAAACUGGACAAUAAGGAUUUCUUUGGAAAAUCAGACCCCUACCUGGAAUUUUACAGGCAGACGGAAACAGGCUGGCAGCUUGCUCACAGAACUGAGGUGGUGAAGAAUAAUUUGAAUCCUUGCUGGAGGCCUUUUAAAAUCCCUCUACGGUCUCUCUGUGCUGGAGACAUGGAGAAACCAAUCAAGGUUGAAUGUUACGAUUAUGACAGCGAUGGAUCUCAUGAUUUGAUAGGAAUUUUUGAGACCAAUAUGAAGCGUCUGCAGGAGGCGUCCCGGAGCUCCCCGGCUGAGUUUGAGUGCAUAAACAGCAAAAAGAAACAGAAGAAGAAAAAUUAUAAGAACUCUGGAGUCGUGAGUGUGAAAGUUUGUCAGAUUACCAGGGAAUACACCUUUCUGGACUACAUCAUGGGAGGCUGCCAGAUAAAUUUCACUGUGGGCAUAGAUUUCACAGGGUCAAAUGGUGACCCCAGGUCACCUGAUUCUUUGCAUUUCAUCAGUCCUCAAGGUGUGAAUGAAUAUCUCUCAGCAAUCUGGUCAGUUGGCCUCGUGGUCCAGGACUAUGACAGUGACAAAAUGUUUCCUGCGUUUGGAUUUGGCGCCCAGAUUCCGCCUUCAUGGCAGGUGUCUCAUGAGUUUCCUCUCAACUUCAAUCCCGCAAAUCCAUUCUGUGCUGGUGUGGAGGGUGUGGUGGAGGCCUACAGGAUGUGCCUUCCUCAGGUUAAACUUUAUGGGCCUACGAACUUCGCACCCAUUAUUAACCACAUGGCUCGUUUCGCACAGCAGGCUUUACAGCAGAACACUGCUUCGCAAUACUUUGUCCUGCUGAUCAUCACAGAUGGAGUGAUCACUGAUAUGGACCAGACACGUGGAGCAAUAGUCGCCGCCUCCCGCUUGCCCAUGUCAAUCAUCAUUGUGGGCGUAGGCAAAGCCGACUUCACAGAUAUGGAGAUUCUGGACGGAGAUGACGGGCGCCUGAAGUCUAUCACGGGAGAACCGGCCGUACGCGACAUUGUGCAGUUUGUGCCCUUCAGAAAGUUCCAGAAUGCUCCUAAAGAGGAGCUGGCUAAGUGUGUUCUGGCGGAGGUUCCUGCUCAGGUCGUCACCUUCUUUAACAUGAUGAAGCUCCUUCCUCCGAAGUCAAACGCUCCAGUGGAUGCUCCGAAUGGACCGACACAGAACUGAAGGACCUGUUAACUUCCUUCAUACCGCAUACAACUCCACAACUGGACAUCAUCAACCUGCUAAUCUAACGUUAGGCCUUCUUAAAGAGAUAUACCACUAGAUACAUGUGGUUUGUGCUGGUUUAAAUUUCAGUUAUUCAUUUGGUUACUUUUUAAAAAUCAUUAUAUAUUUAUUAACGUUUUCUUCUGCCAAAUGAUCUUGCAAUGGUCUAUUAUAGAGCAUCCUACUCUUAAAUGAUCAGUUAUUGAAAAAUAAAUUAGGGUGGGAAUUCAAGAUUAAAGUUAACCUUGUUAGUGUUGUAGAUGAGAUGACCGAAUGGUAUUUUUUUUUUUAUCUCCAGUGUCAUUCCCACUAACUCCUUACAAAAUUGUUUACAGUCAGCGCUAUUUCAUUCAUUUUUCAUGUCAUUAUCAUUCUUGCCAUCUUAUAUUUUUAUGUCUAUAUAUGUUUUUUUUAAAUGAGUGCCUCACAAAGCCAUUUCUUCAUAUAUCUAAUGCAUUAUUUCAAAUUGAUCACAUUAAUGUGCCUGAUAAUGUGCAGUUCCUAUCCACCUUAUUGUUUAACGCGGAAGUAAGCCUAUGGGUGAGACUUCCGGUUAAUUAGCCGCUUUAGGGAAAUAACGAGAAAAAUAACAAAGUGCAGUAAAUGGAACCAGUGUGUUCAUAAUUAAGAUAAUACAUUAUAAUAAGGUAAGACACACCAAUUUACAUUAUCAAGCAGCAAAACGAGCUAAAAAUAGCUGGACGCAGAUGGCACCGGAAGCCAGUCCCAUAAAAAUUACAAAUGGCUGCGCCCUCUCUUACGGCAAGAAUAAGGUGGAUAAAAAUUUUUGCAUAUAUGUUUGAUUUAAUUCUAUGGAAAUCAUGUGGCAGCUUUUUACAUUGCCAAGUUUUAUUUCUGAUCAUAAUGCACAUAAAGCUAAAGCAGGCAUCCUCAAAUCUGGCCCACUCCUGCAGAGUUUAGCUCUAACCCUAAUCAAACACACCUGAGCAUGCUCAGAGUCUUCAAGAUCAUUAGAAAAUCACAGGUAGGUGAGUUUGAUCAGGGUUGGAGCUAAACUCUGCAGCAGAUUGGCCCUCCAGAGAAAGAUUUGAGGAACCCUGAGCUAAAAGCACAGAGGAAUGGUGCUCAGAUCUCAGUCUGUACAGAUGUAAGCCAUUGAUACUGACGUCUGGAUGGGUCAGUCAGUCAUCCUGUUAUGUGCCUGAAUGCACUAUGCAUAAAUGCAGUAGUAAUAAUAAUAAUAUGCAAAGGUAAUCAGCUUUUUGCAUCAGUAUUAACUGUUUAAGAUGCAAAUUAAGUUUAGUUUGUUUUACAUUUAAUCAAAAUGUCUGUAACAGCAUGUCGUGCUUAAUUAGUGCUGGGAGGAAUAUAUUAAAUCAUCUUAAAUGUAACUUAAAUUGAACUAUUUUUGUUUUAUCAGAUGUACACUAUCAUUAUAAUGUAAUGUGUCAGCUCAGCAGUUGUUGAUAUGUCUUGCAUCUGUGUGCCUGUAGCAUGCCUUGUUUCACAUACAUUAAAUAAAAUGCCAAAAAGUGGAUUGUUUAUUUUUUUGCAGUAUUAUUAAGAUGCAAUAAAUAAAGAUGACAAUGAAAUUGUA
Onychostoma macrolepis is the source of this 3463-nucleotide messenger RNA. RefSeq names its product copine III (gene cpne3). Lineage: Eukaryota; Metazoa; Chordata; Actinopteri; Cypriniformes; Cyprinidae. The transcript has 16 exons. Gene Ontology annotation, molecular function: calcium-dependent phospholipid binding; receptor tyrosine kinase binding. Bases 238 to 1863 code for a protein of 541 amino acids. The record is from RefSeq and is a predicted model, not a curated record. Gene Ontology annotation, cellular component: plasma membrane. Gene Ontology annotation, biological process: cellular response to calcium ion; ERBB2 signaling pathway.